Peromyscus californicus insignis is the source of this 6920-nucleotide messenger RNA. It is a transcript of the gene Cabyr, whose product is annotated as calcium binding tyrosine phosphorylation regulated. Gene Ontology annotation, biological process: sperm capacitation. The transcript is spliced from 6 exons. The record is from RefSeq and is a predicted model, not a curated record. Gene Ontology annotation, cellular component: sperm fibrous sheath; cytoplasm. Bases 5018 to 6163 code for a protein of 381 amino acids. Gene Ontology annotation, molecular function: calcium ion binding. NCBI's taxonomy places the organism in Eukaryota, Metazoa, Chordata, Mammalia, Rodentia, Cricetidae.
UAGUGUUUUACUUUAUCCUGGAAAUAUCCCUAUGACUGUUGUAGCACAAACAUUCCUGGCUGGGCCUGGUGGCAUACACCUAGUCCCAGCACACAGGAGGCAGAGGCUGGCAGGAUCUCUGAACAAAAUUCUUACCCCUGUUUUACAUGCAGCGAGACUCAGGUACAACAGUGGCCGCCAGCUUACUGUAGUCAGUUACUCAUAUUUCAUGGGGCAGUAGCUAAAACGCAGACCUCAGGAUCAGGAACUUGAUAUUAUUUUGAUAUAAAACAUGUUAAUAACCCGGAACUCCAUGCUUAACUUAUCAAAACUAAGAUGCUCUGCAGCUCAAGUUGCAUCAACCAUUUUCAGCCCCAGGGCUGGAAGGUGGCUCAGUCAAUGCAGUGCUUGACACACAAACACAGGACCUGAGUUCCUGUCCCCAGCACCCACAUAAAAACAACAGCAACAAAGCUGAGCAUGCCUAAGCACAGAUGUAAUCCUAGUGCUUGGGGAGCAGAGGCAGGAGGAUCCCUGAGCUCCUCACUGUGAAGGCAGUCUUGUUGAAACAGCUCAGGUUCAAGGAGAGGGACAGAAGAAGACCUGAACUCGACCUCCUGCCGCUACAUGCACGUACGGUAGACACAUACACUCCCCGACACACACAUCCCUCCUGGAUUGUCUGCACAAGUUCUCAAAGGGAGGCAACACAAGAGAGCAGAGAGAAGCUCAAGAUCACCAUCAUCAGGAGCGCGUCCCUGCUGCCAGUCCUGCCGGAAACCUGUGUUCUAGGAGUUCUUCUGUGGUGAAAAGUGUAUGAUGAUUAACUUUUAGAAACCCUUUAGCACAGUGGUUCUCAAGGUGUGUCAUGACCCCUGGGGGUUUGAACAACCCUGCAUAUGGGAUAUUUACAUUCCAAUUCAUAACAGUAGCAAGAUUACAGUUAUGAAGUAGCAAUGAAAUAAUCUUAUGGUGGGGGUCACCACAACAUGAGGAACCGUAUUAAAGGGUCACAGCAUUAGGACAGUUGAGAACCACUGCUCUAACAUAUAUCCCACAAAGGCUAUUGUAGCGUGAGUGUAGGUUUGUACCUGAGGAUAUUUGGUGGUAAUGGACCUGCAGGGUUGUAUAUUGCCAGGAUUCAGUCACUCACCUCUUACCCCGGGUUAUUGGAUAUUAUAAAAAGAACUCAAAGUUGUUUUAGUCCUUUAUUGCUGAGCUUUACUGAUGAUCCAGUUUUCUCUGUGCCCAGCACUGCACAGCUGUGGUUUUGAAUAAAUACCACAGGCACUUUUAAGAAUCUUUGCCAUAAUUUGGCUCAGUCAUCUUUAGGUUUCUAAAUUUUCAUUGAACUCAAGGUUUUCAUUUUAGAGUACAAUUCAUGUACAAAUCCUACUGUUUGAGCCACAGGUUUGUGUGAUACCAAUUUGUUUGUUUGGUUUUUUCCAGACAGGGUUUCUCUGUGUGGCCUGGCUGUCCCAGAACUAGCUCUGUAGACCAGGCUGGCCUUGAACUCACAGAGAUCUCCACCUGCUUCUGCCUCCCCUGCUUCUGCUAGGAUUAAAGGCGUGCGCUAUCACACCUGGCUUGUGAUAUCAACAUUUUAAUACUUAGGAGGUAAAAAAGUAACAAAUCAGCUAGAAUAUUGUCAGAUUUCAUAUUAUUUACUCUGAUAAUGGAAGGAUGGGGUAUCCUAAUCUGGCAUUGAAGAUUACCUUUAGUGGUAGAGUACUUGGUGUGCUGGAGGCCUGGGUUCUACAACCCCCGAAAACAUUUAAAUCUUGUUUGAGGAAGUGGUGUCUUUGGUGGAAGUCCUUCCUCACAAACUCUGUCUGUAUCAUCAUUAUCUGUCCCUUAGCCCUGGGUCAGCUACUUCUGAUUAGACGAUUACUGAAGUGGUCAUAGUGACAUCCUGAUGUGGGUCUGGUAGGGAGUGAAGACGUAAGAGAAGAUGACAGCCCUGCAUUCGAUGGCCGAGUACAUCCGAGAAGCUCGGGGUGGGGGUGGGGUUCUGAAGAGAAAGCAGUGGCCCCGAAUACUGGAAACCUGGUAACUCGAGAGAAAACUAUGACCGUUACCAAGUAUUCCUCACUUGCCUAGUGUGUGGAAGGUGGUUCUGUCAGGAUCACGGAACAGUCUGAGUCAUGACAUUCUUGCUUUAGUUUUUCUUUUCUGAAUUUUCAGUUCAAAACCUUUCAAGCUAUUAGUCUAUAUUCAAAGGUUACAUAAAGUCCCAUACUUUCAAAUUAAAUUAUUUAUAGAUUACUUUAAAAUUGUUUAUAUUUUUGCCAUUGAAGUUUCCAAUUUCAAACCGUCCUAUGCCACAGGCUCUCCAGUGGACCUUCCAGUUUGUAAAUGUCAAACAUAUUUUUGUAUUAGAUUGUACUUUUGGUGAAAGAAUGGAUAUUUUAUGUAUGCUAAAUACAUUUUUAUAAUUUGGCAGACUUGGAGGCAUGGCCUAGCGAUGACAAUGUAUUGUGUACUUUUCUGGAUGAUACAGUUAAGAUUUUUAUCUUUAUGGAGUUAGGUAUCUUUUUAUUUUAAUGCAUAGUAGAUAAGUCUUCUGAGUAAAGAAUUAUAACUUUCAGGUGUCACAGAUUAGAAUAUUUAUUGUCACAGAAUUUAUAAACCAAUUAAUUACUGAGUUUGCACUUUUUCUAUUUCUGUGAACUAAAAUUAAAUGGCAAAGUCUAUUGGAGUUUUAACACACACACACACACACACACACACACACACUUUGCUGUGUAAGCUUUUGAAAUUGAUUUCUUUCUUAAGCAAAAUAGUGGCAAGCAUUCACAUGUGGCCUUAUAGCUAUGAAGACACACUUUGUGCCAUUGUGUUGUGUGGUCUUGCUUGCUUAGGUGGAAGUAAAACAAAGACAGGAGGAAGGUUUAUUCUGAACCAAACAUGAGUGACCACGCCCAGAAACAUUAGUUCAGAUUACACGGAAUCUGAACGGAAUCUAAUCUAAGCCACCAUAGAAGUGGUUACUUUUGUAGUCACAGAGCAGAGCCCAGUUACAAGUCAAGGUUUGUGCAGAUGCUUUGGUGAGGAUGUUCGGUGAGUAUCCGACAGCACAGUGGUGGAAUCUCAUGCGGGUUUAGAUGCUGAUGGGAUCGUUAGCAUCUAUCUGUGUUGGUGGAAACUCCGGGGCUGCUAUAAUACAUUCCCAAAGGUCUUGCCCUACACCCAGAAGAAGGAUGUUGUUAAACCACACAGAGGCGGGCAAAAAAGGGCUAGCCAGGGGACUAAAGAUAGCCCAAGACAAUUGUGGCCUUUGAUUUGCACUACUACACUUCUCCACAGCAUUGGAGUUUGACAGUGAGUCUUCCAGGGAGCUCCAGUCCAUAAAGGAAAACGUGGGCCUAGAUCACUGCAAGAAAAUGUUGCAGAGGUUAGUGCUGGGAGGUGCAGGAAGAGGAAAGGACCAUGGGAGCAGGACGGGAAGCCGGUCCAGAGCAGUGCAGUGUGGUGAGACCCCCCACGCCCCAGAUGCGGUUAUGGUAAGACACCCCCCCCCCCCAGGUGCAGUGUGGUGAGACCCCAGGAGACUGCUCCCUGUCUCUGGGCGGCUUGGGUGUGCGAUGGGGCUUGAUCCUAAUUAAGGAGAAAAAAGCGGCAGGCAAGCUUCCCAGGAGGGAAAGUAUGCCGUUGUAGUGGGCAGCCAUUCCAGCUUUGAUCUGGAAGUUCCAACCCCCAUUGAGACUUCGGCAACUGUCACGCCUACAAGGUGGGGCCAAGGGUGGCGCCUGGGGACCCGAGAGCUGGAUCAGCGGGCGCUCUCUCUGUUGCGGGACCCUGGAUAGUACCGAGCAGAGCUCCAGAGAACACCGCUGGACUGUGAUACACCUUCCCCAGACUCCGCGACCUACCUAUUCCUUAAUUUGGUCGCAUGAAUCACAGACUGGAAAUCACCGUGUCCUCCUGCCUCGACCUCCCAGAGCGGGGGUUACAGGCGAGCACCUCCGGGCCCUGUCUUCUGAGGUGCUGGGGACUGAGUCCAGGGCCUCGUGCACGUUAGGCAAGCUCUGCCAACUGGGCUGCAUCCUCAGCCACCGGCCCGGUGAUCAAGCAUGGGGCCGCAGCCCCGGCCCCGGAGAACGUCAGCUCCCGCCCAGGAGGGUCCAAAGACAAAGGUUCCUUCUCCCGCCCGUUCCACCCGGCCUUUGUCCUCCGGCUCCUCAUUGGCUGGGUCGGCCGAAGCCUCGCCUCUUCCGGUGGGCCCCAACAAAGGGGCGGGGCUCUGUGACGCACGCAUGACGCACGCAGGAGUAUAAAUAGUCGGCGGGCCGCGGGCUCUCCCACAGGAGCCGCCGGCGAGGGGGCAAAGAGGAAGCUUUAUUGAAGCCGGAGAGAAGGUGGGCCUGGCCCGGCGGGACGGCGCCGGCCGAGCCCCGGAAGGCAGCGGGCCGACAGCGGCGGGAGGCCGCUCGGAGGGAGAGACGGGGGUCGGGCGGGAGUCUCGCGGCCCCUGCCGAGCGCGGCGCGGAGGGCCCGGUCCAUGGCCCCGAAGUCCCCGCUAGCGUCCCACCCGGGUAGUGUCAGGGGCACGUUCCAGAGGAUGCGCCUUUCCAGAAAGGCCGCUCUUGGCGAGGGUUCUUGAAAAUUAAGAGCUAAGGUAUCACUUGAACAGCCCUCCGUCAGCUGGGUUGGUGACAGGUCUGGUGCCACCUCGCUGCUGCUACCGCCUUUUCUCAGUCAAGGAAGUUCUUGGGGACAGUCCGCAUCACAUCCCUGGCUUUCAAGUGUUCCUAAACUGAGACUUGGUACUAGCACCAUCCCACUGCCGCCUCGUGGUUGGUAGCACCAAUUACCUAAGGAGAGAGUGUUGUGCCUGCUCCAUUUUGCCUGCUGGUCACUUUGAAAACGGCUCCUGGGGUGUUUAUUUAAAAACAAAAGCAAAAACAUAUACAUAUGUAUAUUUGUGUGUGUAUGCUUAUGUGUUGCAGAUCACUGCCAUUUAGCGUGUGGGUGUGGUAAAGCUGCGUUUCCCCCAAAAGAUGGCUUAAUUCGUUGAAAUUACAGACAUCCUGCCAAAAUGAUUUCUUCAAAGCCCAGACUUGUUGUACCCUAUGGCCUCAAGACUCUGCUUGAGGGAGUUAGCAGAGCCAUUCUCAAAACCAAUCCAACAAACAUCACCCAGUUUGCAGCAGUUUAUUUUAAAGAACUCAUUGUGUUUAGAGAAGGGAAUUCAUCUCUGGAUAUAAAAGAUCUGAUUAAGCAGUUUCAUCAGACAAAAGUAGAGAAAUGGGCAGAAGGAGCGACAUUGGAGAAGAAAGAAUGUGUAAAGGAAUCAGGAAGAACACCUCCAGUUUCCUGCGAACCUACACGGAUGGAAAAAUCCACAGACACAGAGGAGGACAAUGUAGCUGGACCACUAUUUAGCAACAAAACCACCCAGUUUCCAUCAGUUCAUGCUGAACUCCAGCCUGAGGAGACAUGUGAAGGAGUUUGGGGUCCUUCUUCCAAACCAACCACACCUAAGACUACCACUCCACCCACAUCACCACCUCCAGCACCUGUCUCUGCGGAGUAUGCCUAUGUCCCGGCUGACCCAGCUCAGUUUGCUGCUCAGAUGUUAGCACUAGCAACAAGCGAAGCAGGACAACCACCACCAUAUUCUAAUAUGUGGACACUUUAUUGUCUAACUGAUAUGAAUCAACAAAGUCGCCCAUCACCGCCACCUGCACUUGGGCCUUUUCCCCAAGCGACCCUCUAUUUACCUAAUCCUAAGGAUCCACCACAGUUUCUGCAGAAUCCACCGAAAGUCACUUCUCCAACCUAUGUGAUGAUGGAUGACAGCAAGAAGACCAGUGCCCCACCUUUUAUUUUAGUAGGCUCAAAUGUUCAGGAAGCGCAGGAUUGGAAACCUCUUCCUGGACAUACUGUGGUGUCACAGUCAGAGGCCUUGAAGAGAUAUGCUGCAGUACAAGUGCCCAUUGCUGUUCCUGCAGAUCAGACAUUCCAGAGACCUGCCCCCAACCCCCAGAAUGCCAGUCCUCCUACAAGUGGACAAGAUGGCCCCAGACCGAAAAGCCCAGUCUUUCUUUCUGUUGCUUUCCCAGUAGAAGAUGUAGCUAAAAAGAGUUCAGGAUCUGGUGACAAACGUACUCCCUUUGGAAGUUAUGGUAUUGCUGGCGAAAUUACUGUGACUACUGCCCAUGUCCGCAGAGCAGAACCUUAAGAGUAGGUAACCCUUCCUACCUUGAUGUGUGGGCCUUAACACAGCUGAGCCUUCAGCACUUAGAGGCUGGGAUAGUUAAACACUUGGUAAUAAUGGGGUAUCCUUCAGUUUAUGGGCUUGGCUCCCAACUACAAAGCUGCUAAUGAAUGCCCAGCUACCUUUGAGUAUAUGGCAGAUUCUAAAAAGAGAAUAGUAUAAAUUUGAAUUUUUCUUUAAAGUAAGGAUAAUCAAUUUUUAAGAAACAGGAACAGAGAUAGGAUACUAACAUGUCCAUGUAAGAGGUUAAAUUCAACUAGGCUUAAUUGGGAUUUUAAGACAAUUUUAUCACUCAAUUUGGCUUAAUGUCAAGCUUUUCCCUUCAGUGUGGACAGUGGGUUGAGUAAGACAUGGCCCCGAGUGUAGGAGACGAGCACUGUCAAGUGUUCCAGGCCUGUGGCUGAGGAAAGCUACGGAUUCUGAACUAAGUUAAGCCAUUGUAAUGCUGGGGGGUUGGGAGGGGGUGGCAUUUCAGUUGUGUAGCCAAGAGGCCAGGCACAGUGGACUGCCUGAGGGUGGCAGGAACUGCUAGGAUAUUUUUGAUUAGAAAAGAGCUUAGGAACAGAAGGAAUGUAGAUCAGAUUUCACUCAUUCCAUGAUAUUUAAACAGUUCAAUGUCUCUUCAUUAACAGAUACUGAAAAUGAUGCUGUCUGAGUCAGCAUUCAAGGUGGAGUCUGUCACCACGUGAACUGUAUCAAUAAACUUCCUGCAAGCAUAAAA